CAACAAGGAGGAGCAGAAAGAGGGAGGCGGGGAGACCAGGAAUUAGAGGCCCUGAGCAGACCACAGAAGGAGGUGGAGACUAAAGGCUCUUUUGCAGCCUGCCAGACCUCCUUCAGGAAGAGUGCUAAAGGAAAGGGGACGCAGGCUCUUUCAGGACAGGCGAGCUUCCACCUGCAUGGUACUGGCUCCAUUUCAGUCCCUUCAGCAUGGUGGGCACCAACAGCAGUGGCUCGAGCGCCACGUACUUCAUCUUAAUAGGCCUCCCAGGACUGGAAGAGGCUCAGUUUUGGUUGGCUUUCCCACUGUGCUCCCUCUACCUUAUCGCUGUGCUAGGCAACUUGACAAUCAUCUACAUUGUGAGGACAGAGCACAGCCUGCAUGAACCGAUGUAUAUCUUUCUUUGUAUGCUCUCUGGCCUGGACAUCCUUAUUUCCACCUCAUCCAUGCCAAAAAUGAUGGCCAUUUUUUGGUUCAAUUCCACUACCAUCCAGUUUGAUGCUUGUCUGGUUCAGAUGUUUGCCAUCCAUUCCUUGUCUGGCAUGGAGUCCACAGUGCUGCUGGCCAUGGCCUUUGAUCGCUAUGUGGCCAUUUGCCAUCCUCUUCGCCAUGCCACCGUGCUCACAUUGCCUCGCGUUGCCAAGAUUGGUAUGGCUGCUGUGGUCAGGGGUGCUGCGCUGAUGGCUCCCUUACCUGUCUUCAUCAAAAGGCUGCCUUUCUGUGAUUCCAACAUCCUUUCUCAUUCCUACUGCCUACACCAAGAUGUGAUGAAGCUGGCAUGUGCUGACAUCCGUGUCAAUGUCAUUUACGGACUCAUUGUCAUCAUCUCUGCCAUUGGCUUGGACUCGCUUCUCAUCUCCUUCUCAUAUUUGCUUAUCCUUAAGACUGUGUUGGGCUUGACACGUGAGGCUCAGGCGAAAGCUUUUGGCACUUGUGUGUCUCACGUGUGUGCUGUCUUCAUAUUCUAUGUGCCUUUCAUUGGAUUGUCAAUGGUGCACCGUUUCAGCAAGAGGCGUGACUCUCUGCUGCCUGUCAUUAUGGCCAACACAUAUCUGCUGGUUCCUCCUGUGCUCAACCCCAUUGUCUAUGGAGUAAAGACAAAGGAGAUCCGGCAGCGCAUCCUGCGUCUUUUUCUUACGAUCACACACACUUCAGAUCGCUAGGAAUCCACGAUGAAACCUCCCUCCAUCUAAAGUUCUGUAAUUCAUACUGUAAUAUCAGCAUCUUGGAAGACAGUAUUAAGAAAACAAAUCUUUCUUAAUUCAAUCAUAGCUCAGAUCUUUCAAAGACGAAACUGGCUGUGGAGUUUCUACGUGGAAUGAAGCAACACCUGAAAUCUACAUUUUCUAAUACCAUAAUCCCUUUUGUUUUUCUUGGCACGAUUAUUAAGAUCAAGUCCUGUGUUUUGAAAGCUAUUACAUCCAAUUUCAUCACCACUCCCAAAUCUCAAUUCAGUUCACUGAUGAUGCCCACAAGUGAAUGCUCACAGUGACAAAUGCGUACAGCAUUCUGAGGUGGAUCAACACAUCCUAAAAUGUUCAUCAAAGGCAUGACAAAAAGAAAAUAAACAAAAGACUAGAAUAAAAUUAUACAACCUGGAUUAAAACUCCAAUUUCCUCGUCAGAAUCCACAACGACUUUGUAUUUCUAAGACGUUAUAACUGGAUUCCUUAUUCAAAACAAUCUUGAAAGAGAUAAUUGUUUUUCUUCUAGGUCCCAGGCCAGAAAAAACACUACAUUUGCUUACAGUAUGAGAUGACACACUUUGUUAUGACAGUUGUCACAGUCAUGAAAGCACUUUUAUGUAUUUAAGUUUAUCAGCUUGUUGUGUGCACCCUGAUGGCACCAAUGGGGAAACUGAUAUUUCAUGGGCAUCAGUGAAUUGAUCAUGGAAGCUCAAAAAUGGAAGAAAAAAAAAGAGUUUUCAUGUGUAAUCUUACGUUAUGUAGAAGAAUUGUUAGACAAGCUGGCAGGAUGUUGAACUGGGAAUUUUCAGAGUCUUUCACUUUUUUUGGAGGAGGCAUUUGGUCCUUUAUUUCCACCUACCUACCUAGUGCUGUUUUGAGGAAUUUCCUAUCAAUAGAACUCAUGCCAGUAAACAUUGCUUCAUGCCUAGCCUAGUCUUCACUGUGCUUGCACAAUGGAAACAGCGUGGUAAGCUGCAGAUUCCCUGUUGUCUGAGGGAUGCUUUAGGAAAAACAGUUGAGAAUAUCCAGCAGUUUGUGGUGGUGUAAAGAGUGGAUUAGUCGCCACAGAGUCAAGAGCAGGAGCAUGAGACCAAGUAGGCUAAAGGACACUGUAGGUCACAUGGCUAACUAGGAAGUAAGACUAGGGAAAACAUGGGUCUGUACAACACGAGGAGCACAUACACAACCAAACGCCACAGAUGUCCAGGGCUGUAGGCAAUGAGGAAACAAGCACUGAAUUCUUACCAACUGUCCUUACCAUGGAGAUAGCCGUGAGCCUACCUAGGUCCUAGUAUCAAGUCACAGCAUUUCCAGGGGUGGGCUGGACACUCACUGUAGGAGCCAAGUGGGAGUAGAUUGAUCAGGGAUUGAGAUCAUUAACUACAGAAAAGUCAUAGUAAGGUCUAGGGUAUUCUUGGUGAGUAUGAGACGCAGGCAGCAAAGUGGGCGCAGGGUAGAACUUCCUAGCCAUGGCUAGCAGCACAGAGAGCCCACUUAUAUAUCCAACUUCUUUGCUGUACUCCAGACAUAUAAGGAUUGUGUGUAUGACAAAACUGACUAGGGCAAGGUGAGGGGUGGCCAAAGGAAAUAGCAUGAAAUGUACUCAGUGCAAGAUUUGAUCACUUUGAACUGAGAGGAGGAAGGUGGAUAAUCAUUCAUUGUCUAGAAGUGCUCUGACAUUGCAGUUAAAAGAAAGACAAUGAAAAGUAUCAGAGAAACAUGAUUUUCUUAAUUGCAAUGUGUUCACUGUAAACAAAAAUCACAGACUUUCUGAAAAUAUAAAAGAAAUUAAAACAUAAUGAAAAUCUUCAAUCUGUUACUCAAAAGAAUUGAAAAGCCGUUGGUGUUUAUUCUUCCAGGGUUUAGUAUGAAUUUGCCUGCAUACUUCUGUUUGGACAUAUGAUAAGUUUUUUUGUGUGUGUUUUUCUUUUGGUGAUUUUUUUGAGAAAGACUGUGAUGAUGAAGUGCAGGACAGCCUCAACUCACUGUGUAGAAAGACUGUGAUGGUGUGGUUGAGGACAGCCUCAACUCACUGUGUAGCUACGGAUGACCUUGGACUGUUGAUUCUCUCGCAGGCACCUCUCAAGGGCUGGAAUCGAUCCCACGUUGUUUCUGCUUUAUAUUUAUAUUUGCAGUCCCUUUGGAGUUAUUCAUAGAUAAUGCUUGAUGAAUGCAUCAAUUACAGUGGCCAAUUAAUUAUUUUUUGUAGGGAAAGAGUUAGUACUUUAGGUUUCAGAAGAGAUUCCAAGUCACUCUGGUCUGGCACAGGUACUUACCACAGCUCCAAUCUGUA
Meriones unguiculatus (Mongolian gerbil) is the source of this 3476-nucleotide messenger RNA. Its product is annotated as olfactory receptor 51E1. Gene Ontology annotation, biological process: G protein-coupled receptor signaling pathway. The transcript has 2 exons. Gene Ontology annotation, molecular function: olfactory receptor activity; G protein-coupled receptor activity. NCBI's taxonomy places the organism in Eukaryota, Metazoa, Chordata, Mammalia, Rodentia, Muridae. The record is from RefSeq and is a predicted model, not a curated record. Gene Ontology annotation, cellular component: membrane. Bases 207 to 1160 code for a protein of 317 amino acids.